Messenger RNA from Brassica napus (rape), 3320 nucleotides. RefSeq lists its product as uncharacterized. NCBI's taxonomy places the organism in Eukaryota, Viridiplantae, Streptophyta, Magnoliopsida, Brassicales, Brassicaceae. The coding region runs from base 1889 to 2230 and encodes 113 amino acids. The transcript has a single exon. The record is from RefSeq and is a predicted model, not a curated record.
GAAAAUUAAAUGUCUUCCAGAACCUGUGCUGUGUUCCUUCUCCUUCACAUAGAUUCAAAACCGCCCGGAGAAAUUGAACUGAAACGUUUUGGACUUUUUGUUUUGUUUUGUUUGGUGUGAGAGAGCAAGAUAAAAUGUUAGGGAGAAGCAGUAAAAGAGAGUUGGAUGUAUUUAUGUUCACAGUGAAGGUCAACAUCUUUUGUCCAAAGUUAUCUCUGUAACCAAUGAGAUUACAAAGACAUGCAAACUUAGAGAAGUCCAGGUCCAGGCCCAUGAUCAGAGGCUAAGAAUCGGCUCGGCUGUGUCUGACACGUGUUGUACACGUGUUUUCUUUCUGGUUCUCGGAGUGUCUUCUUUUCGGCUGGACACGUACGACUCUCUGCUACAAACUGUUUUUUUUUUAAAUAUCAAAGCUCCCUGGAUUCUUUUGCAAGCAGCACGUGAGAAACAUAAAAAAUAUUUGGAAAAUAAAAAAAUCCGACCUGCCGGAUUCGAACCAGCGACCUAAAGAUUACAGCAACUACUACAGUCUUCCGCUCUACCAACUGAGCUAAGGUCGGACGAUAAUAAUGCGAGCUCUUGAUAUAGCUUAUUGUUAUCUUAUUAGUGUUAAUGAACUAUCCAUUAUGGGCCUUACUAAGAAAAUAAGGCCCAACUUGUAUGACUUUUUCAUCCCUUCUGUUUCCCCCGCCAGUGGCUAUAAAACCAUAGCUCUUCAAAUUAAGAGUUCAGAUAUAUAUACAAGUAGUGCUCAUCAAGAAAUCAGACUAAAAAUGUAAGAAACUAUUUAUGAUGGAUGCAGAAAAGUUUUACAUAGCUACCAAAACUCUUACCGAUCAUUCGAAAUAUUUUACUAGUAAUCCAAAGAUCUAUGAUGAAGUUCGAGAUAAAUCAUAUCAAUCAUGUCACAAGACCAAGUAACUAGCCAUCUUUCUAAGAGAGAAGCAGCUAUCCCAACAGAGAACACAAAAAACAGCUUGUAGAGAGCACAUGGUAAGUGGUAAACACGAUUCAGACAAACAGAAAAUGUUUCUCAUGUCUCUGAAAUGAAUCUUGGCAAGAAACAAUGAUGUGAAUAAGUGAUGUCUCCCGAGACCAAAUCAAUUAAAUUUUUUUUCAUAUCUAUCAUCACUAAAUGCAUUUUCUAAUUGUCAACAAGAUUCUUGAAUUUUUGUCUAACUUCAUGAAAACAAGAAACUAGAAAUUUUAAUAGAGAAUUCAAAAUAGAUGAGGAAGAAAGAUCAAAAACUGAGGAGCGGGAGCUUGUGGAAUCUGUUGACCCAGUAGCCGUUCUUGCGAAGAGGAGAGAAGCAAAGAGAAGUAGGUGGAAAGCGAGAGAAGAGACAGGUUAGGUCUAAUUAAUCCAGGUUACUUGUAACUUUUUGGAAAAGUUGGUCGUUUCUUGUUUGUUUGGUUAAUCCACUGUAAUAGAAAUGAUUAAUCCACGUAAUCCGUUGAUUAACAAAGCACCAUUAGAGAAAAAUAGUUACCAAUACCAUCAUGCAACCAAAUAACUUUGUAAAUAUAAAAUUAGACCGGAAAGAAAAACAUAUUAAAGCACUAAUGUUGUGUUUACAAAUACACUAUAAAACAUAUCAUUUGCUCCAAACAUGUUCUGAAAUUUCGAAUUUUUUUCGAACCAUUGUUAAUUUAUGACGGUUGGUCGGUUGCUCACUAAAAUACAUCUAAUAUAUAUAGCAACCGCUGCAUGGUAAACAUAUAAUAUCUCCAAAGAGCUAAAAAUUCCCAACAAAGAUAGUUGUAGGUUCGUUGAGGACCGUUCCACUAACCCAUCUUCUCGUCUAAUCACCUUUAUAAAUACACAUCAACCACAUACUCAAAUUCAAACCACAGCGCUUUCUAAACCGGGCAUUAAUUGGACUCAGACAUGACAGGUCACGCUGGUUUAAGUAACAUGGAAACUGAGGAAGAGAAACAAGAAGCAGACGUACCUAAACAAGGCGGUGGAGAGGAAGACUGCGAGGAGGAUGACUUGUUCGAGAUAAACCUUGAGGCCGUGAGUGAUGCGAAGUCGUCUCGGCGGUAUGAAUGUCAGAGAUUUCCAGCAAGGACGGGGAGCGUUUUACUAGCGAACUGUCUGUUACCAGCUGCGGACAUCUCCGGUGCCGUGCCGGCGACGUCAAGGGCUUGGAAUGAUUUGGUUUGGUUUAAAAAGCUCCUCUAUGUUGAAAAUCUAGGGACUGAGAGUAAGAAGCUUAAUUAUUUUUGAAAACAAGGAAUUACGUUUUUUUUUGUAAUAUAUUCUACUUGUAUCUGUAGUGUAAUGUAUUUACUUGUAACCAUCUUUGUAUAUCUGAGUUGAAAGUCUUGAUCACAACAAAUGAGCUGAGAUAUGUUUGCUUUAUCCAAAUCAUCAAACAUCUAGCUGAUUUGCUAAACGUGGAAAAUGAGUAGAUCAAGAACAUUGCCGCUAAACCUAUCUUGUUACAUAGAUAUGAAAAUUGGGAAAAAUUUGUAGGCCAAGCAAGCAGAGGUUUAUUCCCAAGUCAAUUUCAGCGCCUAAGUUAGAGUGCCAAGAUUAGAUUAUGCCUUUUAUAAAACACGCUCUCCCUCUUGUUCUGGCAUUAAAAGUAGGAGACUAUACUGAAACACCUAAUCCAGAUGCUAAACCAACUCAUCUUCAUAAUCCAGAUGCUAAACCAACUCCUUGCCUGCUAACAGUGUCAAGCAUUGCUAGUUGGAUCUAAAUGGACAAUCAAAACUAAAACACAUCUCAUAACUUCCUACCAAAAGCAUAGGGCCAAAAGAAACACUUAACAAAAAAAUAUGCAUAUAAGCAUUUUGUUAUUCAUUCGUUCACGGCAUGAUGAACAUUCGGAUACUAUCCAUUCGGAUAAAAAGUAUCAACGAAUCGGAACUAAUCAAAAGUACAGUCCAAGAUAAAAGAGAACAUCUUUGAUGAAUUUUGUCAAUAAAAUUUACCUCUGAAAAAUCAAAGUGAAAGAUACAAACUUUGAAUCAAAUUCUCAUUUAACAUAUCUCCAAAGUCACCCAAAAAAAAAACAAGCCUUUACAACCUCGCUAUAUCAUAAACAGAGCAAAUCAAAACACAACGAGAAGAGAGAAGAGACAAUAGAUCAAGAAACAAGCGUACGAGAUCAACCCACGAUGCUCCUCCCCUCCACCAUCAGCCAAAGACACAACCAAACAAGCACAAGCCCUCGUGGCCCACAACACAAACACCCCCGCACCCACAAACCUAACCACCCCAGCUCCCUGCGGCACGAACAACAACGACACAGCAGAUAAAACCACCACGGGAAGCAAACAGUACACAACCAAACUCGUACACGUGUGCA